Messenger RNA from Tetranychus urticae (two-spotted spider mite), 1160 nucleotides. It is a transcript of the gene mRpL18, whose product is annotated as mitochondrial ribosomal protein L18. Gene Ontology annotation, cellular component: ribosome. The record is from RefSeq and is a predicted model, not a curated record. Lineage: Eukaryota; Metazoa; Arthropoda; Arachnida; Trombidiformes; Tetranychidae. Gene Ontology annotation, biological process: translation. Gene Ontology annotation, molecular function: structural constituent of ribosome.
ACAUCUAUUGGCAAUUUUUGUUCUUUCUACAUCAGAUGUUUUGAAUGCUCUUAAAAUUUUUCUCGUGUUGAGUUGUUUUGUAUUGAUUUAAUAAGGCUUCCUAUUUUUGAUUUAAUCAUUGUAGCGUCAUGUCGAUCCUUUUCAAUACACAAAGGCGUUAUUUCGCUGGAUACAUCACCAAAAGAAUCACGCGAGUUCAAUCUGAUAUUGAAUUGACUCCGGAAGAUGUUGCCAAAGGUCAAUCUGGUCCCAAUGACUUUCCACCUUCUCAAUUAGAGAAUCGUAACCCUCGUAAUCUUGAACAGUUGAGUUUUGAGGUCAAACCUCUAGGCUGGGAACUGGAUAAAACAGCCAAAUGCUUCUGGAAUAAAGUUGUGUUGGAAAAAUUCAGGAAUCGAUACGAAGCGAAACUUAUUCACCAUUCUGGCCGCGUCAUAAUUAGAGCGUCUACUGAUGAGGAUGGAGUAGCAUCUCAGCUUAAUAGUUUAAUAGAUAUGGAAGCAGUCGAAAACUUGGGCCAGAUUUUAGCAAGAAGGUGUUUAGAAGGCGGUAUUUUGUACGCAUUCAAUGGCAUCACACCGGAACAAUUACAAUCACCAAAGACUGUUGCAUUUCUCGAUGGUAUAACCAAAUCUGGACUCAGUUUAAGAGAACCUUUAUUCAUAUGGCCAAGAAGAAGAAGGGAUCUUUAAUCAUCUCCAUCCCAAUCAUUUAGUUUACUUUUUCAAUUUUUCGCAAUUAAAUUUGCAUUUGUAUCUUUGAUUAAAUUAAUUAGCUAGAGGAAUGUCAUUAUUGAGAAAAAUGAAGACUAUUUUACAUUUCAAAUUAACCAAAAUCUAAAGAAUAACUCGUCAAUAACUCAUGCAUGUUAUCACCUGUAAUAUGAUGGAUGUCACUGGAUUUUAAUCACGUUACAUAAACACAUACAUGUUAAUCAUGUUACAAUCAUUUUGAACAAAAGGACAAAUAGUAAAAGUCAUACUCUUUGCAAAAGGGUCUGUAGUAAAGGACAAACUAAUCCAACUGUUGUUUCAAAAUGAGCCAUAAUUGAAUUAUUCAUCAAUUCUGGGUAACUUUUAUAAAAGUUGAAACGUUUUGAAAGUCAAUUUUUGCUCUAAAAAUAUCCUGAUUUAUUAAACAAUCAAAUUCUGUUAACGAUA